Messenger RNA from Angiostrongylus costaricensis, 565 nucleotides. The record is from the annotation of a GenBank genome assembly. Lineage: Eukaryota; Metazoa; Nematoda; Chromadorea; Rhabditida; Metastrongylidae.
AUUAGUGUUUUUUUUCAAGUGAUUUACGACUUAGUGAUAAUUUAUAGGUGUCCAUGUUGAUAGAGCGAGAUUUCUACCAGUGAAAAACACUGACGAUCUUCUGGCAAUUUCAUCAGACAUCUAUUCGAUCGGGGCUGACCGCUCUUUACAACUGACAAGCGCUAGCUCCGCUCCUACCAUAAAGCUUGGAAAGUUCUUUCAAACAGGAGAUGUUGAAAUCAUCAACAAUUCUGGAAAACAACAGGUCAAGUUAUGCACAGUGGACUUGAUCGACAGUCAAAGAAAUCCAUCAAAAUUGAUAAAAUUACGGUGCUAUAUUAGAACAAACAUUGGACCUCUUGCUCGGAUAAAAGCAUUUGAAGCCUCUAUCAGACCCCCUGGAAUGACCAGUGAGAAUCGAGGACGUUGUAUUUUCAUCAAAUUUCCUACGAAUUGGUUGAUUUGCGAUAUCAAAAUCACCGAUGUGGUCAGUUGUAAAGUGACCAGCGCACCACUGAAGACGAACACUGUCAAUACUAGGACUAUAGAAGUGCAACACACGCAGUUAUUCAUAGAGAAAACCUGA